This is a messenger RNA of Punica granatum (pomegranate), 1422 nucleotides long. The record is from RefSeq and is a predicted model, not a curated record. Lineage: Eukaryota; Viridiplantae; Streptophyta; Magnoliopsida; Myrtales; Lythraceae.
UUUUUGCCAUUGCCAAUGUGAGCGACUGUGUAUUGUGUAAUAAUAGCUCAACCUUUCCCAACAGCCAAAACAAAGAGCAGAGGGGAAGCCAACCGAUGAAAUGGCGCCGGGGAAGAAAUCGAAGAGGAGCAGCAGCAGCAACAGGAGGAGGGGGAGGAAGGACUCCAAGAGAUUGAAGAAGCGCAGGAGCAUCGCGGUGGCUCCAGUGGACCCCAGAGCCGUCGACACCGAGUGGUGGGACAUCUUCUGGCGCCGGAACUCUUCUGCUGCCCCAGCAGGUCCAAUACCUGACAAUGAGGAGGAAGGAUUCAAGCACUUCUUUAGGCUCUCGAAGCAAACUUUCGCUUAUAUAUGUUCCCUCGUGAGAGAAGAUCUUAUAUCAUGCCCACCCUCGGGGCUCAUCAACAUUGAAGGAAGGCUCCUCAGUGUUGAGAAACAAGUAGCUAUCGCUUUAAGAAGAUUAGCCUCCGGCGAGUCCCAAGUCUCGGUGGGAGCUGCCUUUGGGGUUGGGCAGUCGACGGUCUCCCAGGUGACGUGGAGGUUCAUCGAGGCCCUAGAAGAUCGUGCAAGGCACCACUUGAAGUGGCCUGAUCCUGAGAGGGCAGAGGAGAUAAAGUCCCAAUUCGAGGCGCUGUAUGGGCUGCCCAAUUGCUGCGGAGCAAUUGAUGCGACCCACAUCAUCAUGACCCUACCAGCAGUUCAGACCUCGGAUGACUGGUGUGACCCGGCAAACAAUUAUAGCAUGUUCUUGCAAGGAGUCAUUGACCAUGAACUUAGAUUCCUCGAUAUAGUCACAGGUUGGCCGGGCGGAAUGACAGUCCCGAGGCUCCUAAAGUUCUCAGGGCUCUUCAAGCUUUGUGAAAGCGGGGCACGACUAAAUGGGCCCGUAGAAAAGACCUUAGGAGGUGGGCACGAGGUGGCCCGAGAGUACAUUGUUGGUGGGCCUGCAUAUCCGCUUCUGCCGUGGCUCAUAACUCCUUAUGAGAGCAGUGAACUCUCGGGCUCUGCUGCACCUAAUUUUAAUGCUGCACAUGAAUCUGCAAGAUUGCUCGCAGUGAGGGCCUUCUCGCAAUUGAAAGGUAGUUGGAGGAUACUCAGCAAGGUCAUGUGGAGGCCCGAUAAGCAGAAGCUCCCAAGCAUUAUAUUGGUCUGCUGUCUACUCCAUAACAUUGUAAUCGACACCGGCGAUAAGUUGAAUCCUGAUGUUGCUCUGUCAGGUCAUCAUGAUUCGGGUUACAUUGAGCAGUGUUGUAAGCAAGUUGAUCCAUUAGGAAAAACGGUUCGGGACAACCUAGCCAAACACUUAAUGUACGUCAAAGAGAAGAGCUUAAUUAAGUCGAAGUAAUGCAUCUCUUCAUUAUUUGCCAGAUAUCAAUUAUGAAUGGAAAGUUGGAAACUGAUAUUUCUCAGUGUUUAUGCACA